UGUGCCUCCCUUUCCACCCUCCCGCCCUCGCGGACGGCGAUCCCUCCCCUCCGGCCAGGCCUGCUCGGUCCAGCCAUGGCCGCCGUCGCCUCCCCACUCUCCCGGCCAGGCCCGGCCCGUUCCCGCUGCCAUACCGCUGCCUCACCGCGGAGCGAAGGGGCGGCCCCGGCGCGGAGGCGGCUCCGGCUCCCGCUCCCUCCCCGGGGCAGGCCCGCACCGCCCCCGCCCGCCAUGGCGCUGCCGGGCCCGGCCUGCGCCCCGGGACAGCCGGGCCUGAGGAACCGCGGGGCUGUAAAGCGUCAAGGGUGUAAACAUUUCCUUAAAGAAGAUCCAUUUGGACCACAGCUGCUGGACAUCAAGCCUGGGCCUUGCAUCCUGUCCUCCAGAGCAUCUUUCCUAUCCUGCCUCUCUACUUGGAUGUAGUUGGUACAGUCUGUCUCUGAGCUGUUUAAACCUCCCCAUCUCAACGUUUCUUUUUCAAGCUGUGUUUAAGUUGCCAUCAAUCAAAUUAAAUCAUGUUUAUUCACUACUCAAGUACUCUUCAGGUUGUUCCUUCCAUCUCUAUCUGUGCAUUUUGUAGCUCCUUAGAUGUGUCUCACUAGCAAGAUAAUGUCCAGUUAGUUAUUUGAACUGAACUGUAGCCAGUCUG
Parus major (Great Tit) is the source of this 649-nucleotide messenger RNA. RefSeq names its product ubiquitin carboxyl-terminal hydrolase 31-like. Bases 76 to 423 code for a protein of 115 amino acids. The transcript is spliced from 2 exons. The record is from RefSeq and is a predicted model, not a curated record. NCBI's taxonomy places the organism in Eukaryota, Metazoa, Chordata, Aves, Passeriformes, Paridae.